UUGUCAUAAUAUCAUAAAUUUUAUGACGGUUUAAAAUAUUUUGUUGUUGCUUGCUACGUGAAUUGUGUACUAAUGAAAUACAACUCUGCACGGUAUGUUUUUGGGUUGUCGUAUCUAAUCAGCUGUCUUUUGUUUACCUUUUCAUUUCGCAUUUUACUUUUGCCAUUUUCAUUCUGCUGCUGCGUAAAUUUGUUAAUUUUACAAAGAAAUGCAGCAAGGAGAAAAUAUCCAGCCAAAGGCAAAACGUGUGCGACUUAAUCCGACCAAGAAAUGGACAGUGGCGGAAGAAAAGGCACUAGUAGAAUUUUUGAUGGGCAACAGAAAUUUUGAAAAACCAACAGCGCAAUCAUAUUAUAGACGGUUCGCGGAAGAGGCGAACAUCGCUGUAGAGUGGAAGUUGAUACGUGCGAAGGUGAGAAAUAUGAGGUUGAGCUAUAAUAAAGCCAAAGCAUGGGAAGGUUCGACUGGCGCUGGCAGCAUGGAAGGGGAGACAUUAAAAGCUACUUUGCUAAAAAAGUGCACUUGUUACUAUGAACUAGACGAAGUUUUUGGUGGCAGAAUAGUGGAAGCGGCAAUAAUUGAAGAGAGCUUGGACUCUGCCUCGAGCAAUGAUAUUUUUAAUUCAACGAUAAUUGAAAUAGAAGAAGGCUCCACGUCCGCAACCUAUGGAGUGGUGGAAAGUGCAGAGCCGCCAAGUGCAGAGCCGCCAAGUCGCAGAGGCAUAUAUUCGCGGACAGCUGUGUCGGAUAUAAGAGAAAUUUACUCGGAGACCUUAAAGUUGAAAAGGGAGAAAAUAGAAAAUGAAAGUACAUUAAGGGAGAGAGAAGUAUAUAUUAAAGAGAGGGAAUUGGCUCUGAAAGAAAAAGAAAUUGAUUUAAAAGUUAAGGAAUUGGAAAUGAAAGAACGGUUGGCAAUGGAGGAGCUUAGAUUGAAGUAUAAAUGAAUUCGAAGUGAUUUGCCUGCCAUUUAAAAGCAGAGGGAAUAAAAUGUUCAUAAAAUUCUGCUUACCAUUUUUAACUAAACUAAAUACAUACACCAGUGUGCGUACGCAGGUAUCCACUUUUGUUUAACUUAACUAUUUCUAUCUCAAAAGCACAAACAAAUUUGUAUGAAUAUUUCGCUUUUUUGAUUUGCAUAACACUGCUUAUACGUACAACUUCAAGUACUUUUUUUAUUUACCAGUAUAUUAAUUUGAAUUCAGGCUUUUUAUUUCAUUUACAUUUCAUAAAUAAUUUGUAUUAGUUUACGUUUAUACCAGAGUUCUCAAAUAUAUAAAAUUAAUCGUUUGUUUGGUUUUGUAUAAAGUGCAAUAAGGCAGCUGUAGUGUUGCUUGGAGGUGGAUAUUAAGUUCAGAUGAUAGAAUGUCACUGCUACUUUCUUUUUCUGAAUAUUCUAUUAAAAUAUUGUGCAAGAUGCAGCACACCAUUAUCCAUUCAUUGCAGUGCUUUUUAUUUUGAUCGGUAAGCAUUCUGAAUUUAAGUUCUUUUAAACUACCAAAUUUUUCCUUUAACAACCCAAAGCAAUUCUCAAUCCUCACACGAUAUUUGGAAAAGUAUUUGUUGAAUAGAUCUCUCUCUCUCUUGUAUACUCGGUACUAUUUUGUCGGAAUGGUGUAAUUAUAAACGGUUUCAGUGGAUAAGCGCUAUCGGCAGCGAUCCACUGAGAAGGAACUAAGAAGCGUUCGGGAUGUUUAGAAAGUGGGCAGCCAAAAACAUUUUUGCGUCGUGAACGCUGCCCGGGUAGCCUACUGUGACUUGCCUUAUUCGCAACUUUAGUCGCAGACAGCUUGCAUUUUAAUGCAAUACUGGCGUUUCCGAGAGAAGUAGAGCUCAUGUUUCUUAACAGGUGCUUCGGCCAGUCUAAUUUCUGAGCCGUCGAUAUAGCCUAUGCAACCUGGCAUCUCAUUCCUCGUGGCAGACACAAUUUGCAGUCUUUCGAAUUCACUUGGCCAAUUCAAAAACUUGCUUUUCAAAGAUAAUAUCGCUUUAAAAACUCGUUAUGUCACAUUCUGAAUUGUGCCACCAUCGCCUACGCCAAAAAGAGA
Rhagoletis zephyria (snowberry fruit fly) is the source of this 2044-nucleotide messenger RNA. RefSeq lists its product as uncharacterized. Lineage: Eukaryota; Metazoa; Arthropoda; Insecta; Diptera; Tephritidae. The record is from RefSeq and is a predicted model, not a curated record.